GAGCACAGGCGGACAGAUGGACAGUGGGGUGUGUAUGGAAACUGUAAUAUCCAGACCGGUUGUCUCUCCAACCCACGUCAGUGCUACAGCUUCUGAAACAUUCACAGUACUUAAGCAAAGGAUGAGAAUAGUUGAGGAACAGACCAGUUCUCUGAGGGAUGACCUGAUAAUGUUGGACUUUGGUGGAAAAAGAGGCCAAUCUGAAACUCCAAAAUGUUCAGAAGCGCCUGUGAACUACAGCAUCACUAGUCCUAUCCAGAAUGAAGUAAUUUGUUCAGGAAAAACAGAUGUUUUAUGGAAGAACUGUGAGUUUCUGGUAAAUCGAAUGUGCCAUCUGGAAAGCCUCAUCCAGUCCUUGAAGAUGAACAUCUUUUGUUUGCAAACUGAAAAGGAUUUCAAUCCACAGAAAACAGCUUUUCUGAAGGAUCGACUGAAUACCAUACAGGAGGAACAUUCCAAGGACCUGAAGCUGUUGCAUCAUGAAGUGAUGAAUUUGCGCCAGCAACUAAGAGACGUAAAAGAGGAAGAAGACAAGGCACAAGAUGAAGUGCAAAGGUUGACUGCCACUCUGGAGAUCGCCUCAGAGACAAAGAAGAACGCAGCCAUUAUUGAAGAGGAACUGAAGACCACAAAACGUAAAAUGAACCUUAAAAUUCAGGAGCUAAGGAAACAGCUGUCUCAGGAAAAGUACCUAAGGGAGUCUCUUGAGGAAUCUGGAUCAGCCAUGCUACUCAAAAUACAAGAAAUGGGGUCAACAGUGGAGGCGGAACGAAAACAGGUGCAAAUUUUGCAGCAAAACUGCCUGUCCCUACGCAGUUCUAUACAGAACACCCAAGAACUACUGGCACAGGAGCAACGACAAAAAGGAGAGUUGGCGACUGCUAUCUCACAGCUCAAGUCUGAUCUAAUUUCUAGAGAUGACCUCAUUUCCAAGUUGGCUGAAGAAAAUAAGAAUGCGCAGAUGUCUUUCAACAAGGAACAUGAAAAAAAUGCAUAUUUGAGGUCUGAAAUAAUAUCUCUUCAUGAAGCAUCAGAAAAAGUACAGGUAGAGCAGAAAAGGAUGACACAGACAUUUCAAGAACAAAACUUACUACUGGAUGCAGCCCAUGCCAGUAUCACAAGUGAGCUGCAGAAUGUUCAAAAUGAGAAAAUUCAACUCCAAACACAUCUGGAUCAUUUAAUCCUUGAGCAUAAUCAGUGUGUCCAGAAGGCACAGGAUGCCGAGAAGAGGACAGCAGUGCAAAAAGAGCUGCUAGAAUCAACCAUUGCAAGAUUGCGAGGUGAACUGGAAGCAUCAUUGCAAGAGAAGACAUCACUGCUAGAAGAGAAAGAAAGACUUCAGAAAGAGGUUAAUAAAGCAGAGAAAGAAAUAGCACAAGAAAAGUGCAAUUUGGAAAAAGAAUUAGCUAAAAACAAGGAAGACAUAAAUGCAUUAACCCACAACCUGCAGGCUCUAGAGGAAAAGAAUAAGCACCUGGCAGAUCAAUUGGCUUGCCUAGAACUUCAGCAAGACACAUCUGAUUACCAUGGGGUGGGUAUAAAAAGCUUGCCCGACAGCAGGUGGAAAAGGUUUUGGGGAAAAUCACUGAGAGUAAAAACAAACUGGCCUAUGAAAAGGGAAAACUCCAGAUAAAAGUUAAGCAGCUAGAAGAACAGCUACAGGCUUUUACUGAAACCCAUUCACAGAAUGACCAUCUACGCAAGUUGAAUAAAGCGCUAGAGGUCAAAUAUGCUCA
Molecule: messenger RNA, 1736 nt
Organism: Molossus molossus (Pallas's mastiff bat)
Lineage: Eukaryota; Metazoa; Chordata; Mammalia; Chiroptera; Molossidae
Product: coiled-coil domain-containing protein 150-like
Exons: 15
Coding region: 17-1633 (538 amino acids)
Source: RefSeq, a predicted model, not a curated record